AUGAAUGGCAAGAAUCGUGAUCAAUGGCUUAUAGCCGUGACUGAAGAGCUGGAUGCAAUAAAGUCGAACGACGUGUGGGAGAUAGUCGUGCCUCUAAGAGACGCGCACGUCCUGCACAACAAGUGGGUAUACAAUACAAAGACGGAUGCGAAUGGUGGUAUCGAACGAUACAAGGCUCGUUUGAUUGUAUGCGGAAACGAACAAGUUUUCGGCAUCGACUACAAUUUCACGUUUGCGGCGGUUAUGAAUUUGGCGACCGUCAAGCUGAUUUUGGUGCUCUCCAGAAGAUGGAACGUGCCGGCACGUCAUGGCUAUGUGCCAAAUGCCUACGUAAAGGCAGAAAGCAGGAACACCUGGACCUACACAUGA
Molecule: messenger RNA, 369 nt
Organism: Peronospora matthiolae
Lineage: Eukaryota; Oomycota; Peronosporomycetes; Peronosporales; Peronosporaceae
Source: the annotation of a GenBank genome assembly